AUGCAGGUGGAUGGUGAAACGCAAAAUGUGCAGAUCACAAGGGAAAUCGUGAGGGACGACAGCCGUGCCGCUAGCGCGCUGUACCAGCAGUUCGGAUCCCAGCCGGGCGUGGAAGCAAGGAUGCAGCUGCAGGAGAAGGCUGGCGGCCAGCCCUCUCCAUCCCCGCCCUUCGGUGCUUCCGGGUCCUUCGGCAGCUACUACGCUGCGCACGUCGCGACAGCGCUGGUCCCAGCGCAGCUGUCGAGGCUCUACCAGCAGUUCGGAGCCCAGCCGGGCCCGGAAGCAAGGACGCAGCUGCAGGCGAAGGCUGACGGCCAGCCCUCGCGAUCCCCGCCCUUCGGUGCUUCCGGGUCCUUCGGCGGCUACUACGCUGCGCACAUCGCGACAGCACUGGUCCCAGCGCAGCUGCCGAGGCUCUACCAGCAGUUCGGAGCCCAGCCGGGCCCGGAAGCAAGGACGCAGCUGCAGGCAAAGGCUGACGGCCAGCCCUCGCGAUCCCCGCCCUUCGGUGCUUCCGGGUCCUUCGGCAGCUACUACGCUGCGCACGUCGCGACAGCGCUGGUCCCAGCGCAGCUGCCGAGGCUCUACCAGCAGUUCGGAGCCCAGCCGGGCCCGGAAGCAAGGACGCAGCUGCAGGCAAAGGCCGGCAGUGGCGUUCAGUUGGAGCAGCUCAGCUGGGGGCUUUGCCUCGCUGACGGCCAGCCCUCGCGAUCCCCGCCCUUCGGUGCUUCCGGGUCCUUCGGCAGCUACUACGCUGCGCACGUCGCGACAGCGCUGGUCCCAGCGCAGCUGCCGAGGCUCUACCAGCAGUUCGGAGCCCAGCCGGGCCCGGAAGCAAGGACGCAGCUGCAGGCAAAGGCCGGCAGUGGCGUUCAGUUGGAGCAGCUCAGCUGGGGGCUUUGCAUCGCUGACGGCCAGCCCUCGCGAUCCCCGCCCUUCGGUGCUUCCGGGUCCUUCGGCAGCUACUACGCUGCGCACGUCGCGACAGCGCUGGUCCCAGCGCAGCUGCCGAGGCUCUACCAGCAGUUCGGAGCCCAGCCAGACGUGGAAGCAAGGACGCAGCUGCAGGAGAAGGCGCCGUGGCGGGAUCGCCUUUGUCUCGCCUGGCGUGGGCUCUGCUGCAGUGCUGGACGUCGGUGCGAGUGCAUCUAA
Messenger RNA from Symbiodinium natans, 1152 nucleotides. The record is from the annotation of a GenBank genome assembly. NCBI's taxonomy places the organism in Eukaryota, Dinophyceae, Suessiales, Symbiodiniaceae.